UAUUAGAACAGUUUCGAAAGUAUAGCGCCAUAGUGUUGAACUGGAUCUUUACGACCAAAUAGAGAGUAUCUUACCAGGACGUGAACAUUAUAAUUUACAAGGGAAACAUCAUGUUGCAUAUCGUAUUGGUUGUUCUAGUAUUAUUACAUCAAACAAAUGGACAUGGGCGUUUGAUCGAUCCACCGUCCAGAGCGUCCAUGUUUAGAUUUGGAUAUAAUACCCCUCCGGAUUAUAAUGAUAAUCAAGGAAAUUGUGGUGGAAGAGAUAUACAGCAAAGGAAUAAUGAACAAUGUGGGGUUUGUGGCGAUCCCUGGGAUGCAGAAGUAAAGCCCCAUGAAGCAGGGGGUAUUUACGCAACGGGACAAAUCGUUCGAACCUACAAGACUGGAGCCCAUAUAACAGCCACUGUCGAGCUCACAGCAAAUCAUAUGGGAUAUUUUGAAUUCAGAAUAUGUGUUAAUAAUAACGUUACUAAACCAGCAACACAUGAGUGUUUGAAUAAACAUUUGCUUGAACUUGGAGAUAGACCUGGGAGCAAGUUUUACAUUGAUAAUCAAUCGGGCUACGAAAAAGUUUCUCUUAAGCUUCCUGAAGGUGUUGUCUGCACACAAUGUGUAUUUCAAUGGAAAUACCAUGCCGGUAAUAGCUGGGGAACUGAUCCUAACGGUAAAUCUUGUGUAGGAUGUGGACCACAAGAAGAAUUCUAUGCUUGUGCGGACAUUGCUAUUUCGCCGGGUAGUAUGGUUACAGAGUCCCCAACAGCCAGCACUACGGUAUCAACAGAAAUAAUGACAACCACGCAAGCCCAUAAAACUUCUUCAUUCGCACCAGUACAACCACCCCAAGGGUCUCCCAGCAAUACAAAUUGCCAUGCAAUCGGAGCUUUCGCAAACGACCAGGCUUAUAAUAACUGGUGUGUAGCAAAUUGCGCUCUUGGUACAUGCCCAGAUUAUCUGUGUAGCUGCGAUGAUGGCAGCGACGAUGAAGAUGUCCCUCACGUCCCUGAAUGUAACUCAUACGGCAUCUUUAAAUCUAACAGUAUGGACGAAUGGUGUAAAACGCAAUGUCAGGUUGGAUUCUGUCCAGAUACUCACUGCACAUGCGCAUAAAUAAGGUUUUGAACUGUUUGUUUGUGUUGUGUAUUUGUGUUAUGGUGGUCGUGGUCAUUUUCUUUAACUUUCAAUUCUAUUAUGUUAUGUGAAGUGUUAAUGUUUAAAUCACUGUGUUUUCGGUUUUGUCGCAUUUUUUCUUUUGUUUUCCAACUUUCUCUAUUACAAACUAUUCUUUUUAGCUCUUUGGCGGGGGGUAAAUGCCAACAGAAAAGUACAUAAAUAAAAAUUUGUAAAACCA
Molecule: messenger RNA, 1350 nt
Organism: Patella vulgata (common limpet)
Lineage: Eukaryota; Metazoa; Mollusca; Gastropoda; Patellidae
Exons: 4
Coding region: 111-1109 (332 amino acids)
Source: RefSeq, a predicted model, not a curated record